Molecule: messenger RNA, 1651 nt
Organism: Pararge aegeria (speckled wood butterfly)
Lineage: Eukaryota; Metazoa; Arthropoda; Insecta; Lepidoptera; Nymphalidae
Product: prolactin regulatory element-binding protein
Exons: 7
Coding region: 186-1460 (424 amino acids)
Biological process (GO): protein secretion
Cellular component (GO): endoplasmic reticulum membrane
Molecular function (GO): protein binding; guanyl-nucleotide exchange factor activity; GTPase activator activity
Source: RefSeq, a predicted model, not a curated record
UCGGAAAUUCUGAGAGGUCCAGUCAGUUGUUUAGAUUUGUGUGAUCUUUGUUUGCAACAUAUUUUUUUAAUUAUUUAUGGUGUUUAAUUAAGAAAUGGACUAAUGUAGUUAUAUUCAGCAUCGAGGUAGCAAUUCCCUAUUUGUUUCGACGUGUAAAGUGCGAAAAAUAGAUGUUAUAAGAGAAGAUGUCUCCGAGUCGAUGCGAUGGGUUACUUGCGAAGGUCGAUUUUCCUCUCUACACACUCCAAAACCUCACAAAUCGACACGUCCUCGUAGCCGGAGGUGGAGGAGCAUCGAACACGGGCGUAGCGAAUGGAUUCGAAAUAUUUGAACUAUCUCACAAUGGAACCAGAUUUGUUGCGGAAGAGGUUAUGCGGUAUGAAACAGGGCCUAAUGUAGUUAUGACAUGUUCAAUACAAAAUGUGCAGAACCGUAUAUAUUUAGCGGCAGGUCAGGAGAGCCAUUGUCAGUUAUAUAAAGUCAAUGUAAAGAUGGUUGAUGUUGCGGAGAUGCGGAGAGGGAGUUUUAGAGCGGAGAAUGGCUUAGUGCGCCGAAGGCGUACAGUGUCUGAGAAUGACAACAUAUCGAAAAUGGAAAAGGAAAAAAGAAAUCAUACGACAGAUAAGAGGAUGUCUUUUGAAAUACGGCCAUGUGAUAGUGUGCAAACAGAUUUUGCAUACGAUCCUCUGCAAAGGGUGGUAACAAUUAGUCAUGAUGGUAAGCUAAUGGCCACCGGUGGUAUUGAUGGCGUAGUCAGGAUGUGGUCGUUCCCUCAAAUGCAGCUCUUGUUCCAACUGUAUGGACACAUCAAAGAGCUGGACGACCUGGACUUUAGCCCGUGCGACCACGUGCUGGCCAGCAUCGCCAAGGACGGCAAGGCGUUGCUGUGGGGCACCAGCGAGCAAGCGCCGCCCGUGCUCAGCCUCACGUGCCAGCCGCCCAACGGCACCAAGUACCUGUUCCGACGCUGCAAGUUCGGCGAUAUAGAAGACUCGGAUGGUUUCCGCAUGUUCACGAUCGCGAACCCGCUUGCUCGCUCGGGCAAGCAGAAGGGGCUGUUGCAGCUGUGGGAGCCCCGCACCGGGCGGCUCGUGCGCUCCGUGCUCAGCGCGGAGUCGCUGUCCGCGCUCGCCGUGCGAGACGACGGCCGCUUCGUGGGCGUUGGCACCAUGUUCAGCGGAUCCGUCGACAUCUACAUCGCGUUCAGUUUGCAGCGCGUGCUGCACGUGUCGCGCGCGCACGGCAUGUUCGUGACGGGCCUGCAGUGGCUGGGCGCGCGAGGCGGCGCGGCGGGCCCGCGCGGGCGCAGCGAGGCCGCGCUGCUGUCCAUCUCCGUGGACAACCGGCUCGUCGUGCACACGCUGCCCUACCCCAGUACACUUCCCGCGUGGGUUGCCAUCCUACUCAUAAUAUUUGUAUUAUUCUGUACCUUUUGUUUAUGUUCAUUUCUUGGUAUAUAAUGAAUACAUUGUAUUUAUAUGCCGUAAUUUAAUUAUAUUAUUAUAAAUGUCUAUAAAUAUAUUUACUUGUAAGAAUGUCGGGGACGCUAUAGGUUUAAUAAAAUAAAGAAUUGGUGAACAUCAAGUUAGGAAAAUUGUUAUACUGUAUGUUUGUAUAAAUAGAAUCAAUUAAAUGAUGGAUUUGAAGGUGC